Molecule: messenger RNA, 3456 nt
Organism: Patiria miniata (bat star)
Lineage: Eukaryota; Metazoa; Echinodermata; Asteroidea; Valvatida; Asterinidae
Product: gamma-aminobutyric acid type B receptor subunit 2-like
Exons: 16
Coding region: 53-2857 (934 amino acids)
Biological process (GO): G protein-coupled receptor signaling pathway; gamma-aminobutyric acid signaling pathway
Cellular component (GO): membrane; G protein-coupled receptor heterodimeric complex
Molecular function (GO): G protein-coupled GABA receptor activity
Source: RefSeq, a predicted model, not a curated record
UCCUGGGAUAGCUGCAGACGCCCUCUUUGACCAGCUCUAUCGCAAGCCUCCGAUGACCAUGCUGCUGGGCAGCCAGUGCUCGGAGGUGUCCAAACACAUCGCACAGAUCGUGCCCUACUGGAAUCUAGUCAUGGUGUCCUACGGCGCGACGUCUGUCACGCUCACCAACAGGGAGUUCUACCCGACAUUUUUCAGGACGGUGUCCCCCGAUUCGUCCCACAAUGCAGCCAAGGCGGCCUUCUUGGAGUAUUUCGGAUGGUACGAGAUUGCAAGUCUUAUAGAAGAAGAGGAGAUGUUCUCCCUGGCACUGUCGGAGCUGACACGCUACCUACAGUCGUCCACUAACAUCACGAUCUCAACCUCACUCAACACCGAAGACGACCUAGCGGCUAAGAUGCAACAACUCCAGGAACUAGAUGCACGCAUUAUCAUCGGAAGUUUUCAAGAACGAACGGCCAGGGCUGUUUUCUGUGAGGCCUACAAAAUCGACAUGUACGGUUCCAAGUACGUGUGGAUAUUGCCUGGUUGGUUUCAGAGGGAGUGGUGGCGUGCCGAGAUGGACACUGAUUGCACGGCGGAAGAGCUGGCCAGGGUGGUGGAGGGAUACUUCUCUAUCGAAAGUCUGGAUAUCAAUAUCGAUAACCGAAGCUCCAUAUCGGGACUUACAUCACAUGCAUUCGAGAUGGACAUGCUGAAAAGGGGCGUGAGCUCCGCCGGAAGCCAGGCCCCUAACACGUACGACGCCAUCUGGACCAUGGCACUCACUAUCAAGUCCGCAAUGGAUCAUUUGAAUAGGACGGAGGCGGCCAAUCAGAAUGCUAGCUCGGCCCACGCGGGCCGCGGGGGGAGCGGCUUCACGUACGACAACCGACCAAUGAGAGAGCUCUAUACUAACAUCGUGUCGGACCUGCGAUUCACAGGAGUGUCGGGACCGGUAAGGUUCAAGGGUCCGGACCGAUACGGAGUGACGACAUUUCGGCAGAAUCAAGGUGGAGUCAUGAAGUUGGUGGCGCUGUUCUUUCCAGAGGAGAAACGCCUUAUUUUCGAGGGGAGGGAUUUGACGCCCAUCCAUUGGAAAGGCGGGGUUGUGCCAGUGGAUAAGCUACUCGUCUUUGACCAACGACUGCGCAUCAAUUUCGCUGCUUACGUCACCACUACGAUACUAGCGGCAUGCGGCAUGCUACUGGCAUUGUUGUUUCUUCUCUUCAACAUCCGAUAUCGGAAAACAAAAUUCAUCAAGUUAUCCAGCCCUAAUCUGAACAACAUCACCAUAGUGGGGUGCAUCAUGGUAUAUGUAGCGGUCAUCAUGCUGGGUCUGGAGUCGGAGCGAGUCGGGAUAGAGGCAUACAACCCCAUGUGCACGAUCCGUGCUGCGUUCCUGAUGGUUGGUUUCUCCCUCGCCUUUGGCUCGAUGUUCGUGAAGACCUAUCGGGUAUACCACAUCAUCACACACGCUACCAGCCGAGUCAUUAAACGAAAGAUGCUUCACGAGUCAACUUUGUUCCUGAUGAUAGGCGUGUUGCUGAUCAUUGACGUCAUUAUCUUGACGCUUUGGAGCAUCCUCGAUCCCAUGAUUAGAGAAGAGGAACGCCUACCGUUAGAGUCGUCAAACGAUACUGUAGCCUUCGUCCCCAUAUUGGAAGUAUGCAAAUCGGAGAACCUGAGCAUCUGGCUCGGCACGGUGUACGCCUACAAGGGCCUUCUGCUACUCUUUGGGUUAUUUCUCGGCUGGGAGACGCGCAAGGUCAAGAUACCGGCAUUAAACGACUCACACUACAUAGCGGUUUGCGUGUACAACGUGACCAUAAUGAGCAUCCUUGCCGUAGUGGUGUCCAACUUGAUCACUCGAGGUGAUCAGCUCACCACUUCGUUUGUUCUAGUCACCGUCUGCAUCUGCAUCACCACCACCAUGACCCUGUGCUUCCUGUUCGUGCCCAAGGUGUAUACCAUCCAUGCUGUGCGGCUGGGCGGUGACCCCGUGACGAAAUCCGUGGGGUUAGAGAUCAAAGGUCGCACGCGACGCUUCGUGACAGACGAGACGACGGAGAUGAAGGAGUCUUUGUACCGAGCCGAGGUGCAGGCCAGGGCCUUUAGGAAAGAGAAAAACAAGCUGGACAAUCGUAUUGCCGAGCUAGAAGCCCAACUGAGAUUGCUCAAUAAGUCAGACGAUGGCGACAGCAGCGGGAGCGAGGCAGAAUGGGUGGGUGACCUGUGCCAGGAAAAAGACAUGUACAUGCUUUUGCAUCUACCUGAGACGAGUAUACAGGGUGCCGAACCAUCCGAGCCUUACCAGAACCACGUGAAAGGUUUUGAGCACGAGGUUGAACUGCAUUGCUUACUGCAGAGGGACGAUUCGGGCCGUCAUUCGUUGGACUCAAGAAGCGUCAGCACCUACACGACCGAUUUGAAUGAGAACCAGUGUUCGGUCACCGACGAGGACCAGUGGCCUGGUACCCCGUCCCCUGCGCGAUCAGCUAAACAGCAACACGCUGAUUUGUGCCUUCAGAACUCCAGUAGACCUUAUCUCCAACACUUGCAUGAGAAUCCAGUACUCACCAGGCCACUGAGGCGACACCCGCCGUUGAUUAAGAGCCUUUCCUCGGGCAGCUUGCCGCGGAGACACACACUGGUCUCCUCCAUCGACGGACCCAACCGAUGCAUUAAGAACGACGCAAUCAGCCGGUACUCCCCCAUGCGGACAGUAGGCGGGACAACGAGACGUUCCCGCAGUACCAGCGAAAGGCGGGAGAGCGCGCGCUUCCACAACGAAGUGCGCAGACUCGUUGUCGAGAUGCGCAGCGUACAAAUGCGUCUACUGCAACUGAACGAAAAACCAGAAAUGAUCUACUACGUUUGACGCAGAUUCCAUCACCAGUUUGUGACCAAUUACUAAGGGCAAAAACACAGCAUUAAAGGUCUACCUCUGUGUCUCAGAUCGUUGUCUUUCGCACACGGAAUUUCAUCGCUGAUGAAGGAAAAACCACUUCACUUCGUGUGGUAGAAUUCUUGUGCAGAUCCACGAACUUGCCAUGCAGUUAACCAGUUUUAUAUGGCAUUAUGUUAAUCUUCUCUGUAAAAACCACUUUCUUCCUUGUUGAAUACAAUCAUUUUCUUGAAGUCCAGUGAAAACGCCGCCUUCUUUCUCUGUUCUGUUGUGUUUAAAGAGCAGUUGCCACCAAGUUUAUUUUCUGAAACACUAACCAUCUCUCAGUUGGCUAUCUGUAGGAAACGAGCACAACAAAAGCUUAGACUUUCGCAUCUCUGUCCUUGGGCGCGGGAACUAGCAAUUCCAAUUCAAUUCCAAUUCACAUAAACACAAUUUUUAUAUAAUAAUAAUAAUAAUAAUAAUAAUAAUAAUACCGGAGUCUUAUAUAGCGCAACUAUCUACCAACAAGGUACUCCAGGCGCUGGUAAUUAUGUCUACUUGUAAAGACAGGUAAAUGAAGUUUAUGAGAA